This is a messenger RNA of Rubroshorea leprosula, 3805 nucleotides long. The record is from the annotation of a GenBank genome assembly. Lineage: Eukaryota; Viridiplantae; Streptophyta; Magnoliopsida; Malvales; Dipterocarpaceae.
GUAACAUGCAAAUUCAAAGAAUGAGACAACAGUUAAUGAUAGAAAAAAAGUGCACCUUGCUUAAAUGUCUAGUGCUUUCUCCAAAUGAUGAAAAAAGGAUGUGCUUGGCGGAAGGCUUCUUCACAGACUGCAAGCUUCAAGUACACUUCCUAUCUUCUUCAACGAUUUUCAUUACUAGUAAAAUAUAAAUCAAAAUGUCAUCCCGAAGUGCAAGCGCGGACUGGAGAAGGACUUCUGGUUUGGUGCAAUUACAUUUUGGCACCGUCUGUGGGAAUCGAACUGAAAGCUUUCUGGUUGCUCUUUCAUCAUGGUUCACACUCGAUCAGUCCGAGCUGGUAAUUCAUCUCUGCCUCAUGGCCAAGGUCAACCCCCCAACAGCCUCCCAUCCCUGAUCCCACCUCAAAUUCCACCUCAGCUGCCACCUCAGCUUCCACCUCAGGCCCCAAUUAUGUUCCCUCCUGUUGAUCAUGCAGAAGGAGGAGAUGAAAAUCAACCUCAUGUCUCAGCUCACAAUUCAACUUCCACUACCAAUCACGAUGUAGUGACAGCUCAGCUCGCUGCCAUGCAGCAGCAGUUUGGUGUUUUUCAGUUGGUACUAGCUCAGCUUUUAGCUAGAAAUAAUCCUGGUGAUCCCCUCAUUAAUUUACUAAACCCUGCUCAACAACCCCCAGCUCCACAACAGAAUCCCCAACCAGCUCAACCUGCUCCCGCUGUUAGUGAAUCUCAGGAUCAAUCCCACAUAGCACCCGCUCAGCAACCCAUCCCUGAUGAUGUUACUCGCCGCCUUGAUAGCUUUGAAAAGCUGAUAGCUGAACACCGAGAUCCUCCACCCCCACGCCAUGCUACUGAUUCCAUACCUCAUCCCUUGAAUACCAACAUCACAUUGGAACCCUAUCCUACUGGCUUCAAAAUACCACAACUGGAGACUUAUGAUGGGACGAAGGAUCCCGACGAUCACCUGCAUGCUUUUUACUCUUGCAUGCAAGCACAGAAUGCCUCUAACGCGUUAAUGUGCAAGAUCUUCCCCUCUACUCUGCGAGGUAAUGCUCGAACUUGGUAUUAUAGUCUACCUCCGAGGUCGAUCAGUUCUUACACAGAAAUGGCAUCUGCAUUUGCCACUAAGUUUUCCAGUAGAAGGUUGAUUAGGAAAACUACUACUGAAUUGAUGCGAGUUAAACAGAGGGACGGAGAGUCUCUAAAGAACUACAUGAGCAAGUUCAAUGAUGCGGUGUUGGAGGUUAAUUCCUUCGACCAAGCUGUAGGCAUUGCAGCUGUAAUCUCUGGUCUCAAACAUGAUAGGUUCAGAGACAGUUUGAUCAAACAUGCUGCCACCACCAUUAGCGAGGUGAAUGAUCGGUCUCUUAAAUUUAUAACCGCUGAGGAGUAUGCCCUGGCACAAAACCCACCCCCUUCUAAAAACCCAGAAUGGAGAGACGACAAUCCAAGCCGGAAAAGGAUGAGGAUGGCGCAAAACCGAGGUCCGAUGUUGACCUCCCCACCGAGAUUCGGAAGACAGAACUCAACACCCCAGCAACAGUCUGCAGGUAAACCUCCAGUUAAUUGGAUUCCUUUUAAUCUGCCGAGGUCACAAAUUUUUAUGCAGAUAAAGAACAAAAUGGACUUGAGACGUCCUGGCCCAAUGCGAACUGCUGCUGCUAGUCGUGACCACACCAGAUAUUCUCAGAAGGGAAUGUUGAAUGAGUAUGUCCAGAAAGCUGAACAACCGAGGUUCGUCAGAGAGCAGAGACCGCAGCCUCAAGGAGCCCGCAAUCCCCCAAAUAGGCAAGGUGUGGGAUAUCAACAAACCCCGCCUCCACUCCCACCACCGGCUAGAAUCAUACAUAUGAUUACGGGAGGCCUUGAAGCAGGUGGACUGAGCUCUAAGCAGCGAAAGCUGUAUGUUAGAGAGGUUAAACAUCAGAACCGAGCCCAGAAGCGGAAGAUCGACGAUGCUGAGUGGAAGAAUCAACCCAUUACUUUCACAUCCGCUGACCUCGACACAGUUGUUACACCCCACAAUGAUCCUCUGGUCACUUCUGUCAUGAUCAAUAACUGCAAAGUACAGCGUGUCCUUGUUGACACCGGGAGUGCACCAGACAUCAUGUAUUUCCACUGCUUCGAGAGUCUUGGACUAGACCCAGCAUUAUUGCAGAAGUAUGAUGGUCCUAUCUAUGGUUUCAACAACCAACCUGUUCCGGUAAAAGCAGUUCUUACCCUCCAUGUGGCUUUUGGGAGUGGCAGGACCUAUGUAACCCCGUCAGUCCGGUUCCUCGUCGUCAAGAUGGCCUCCUCUUUCAACAUUGUUAUUGGCCAACCCACAUUGACUGAAAUCCGAGCUGUGGUUUCCCAAUCCCACCUCUGCAUGAAAUUCCCCACUCCUAUGGGAAUCGCAACGCUGCGAGGAAACCAGGAGGUGGCCAGACAUUGUAUCACCUCGGUAACACAACCGAUGAAGGGCAAAGCUCAGACACCCGAGGUCGAAGAUGUUGAAGAAGUACUUAUUGAUGACAAUGAUCCGAGCCGAAAGACGCAGAUCGGAACUAGAUUGAACCCGGAGGAGAGAGCAGUACUGAUAGCUUUUCUCCGAGCUAACAAUGAUAUAUUUGCAUGGACUUCGGCAGAUAUGCCAGGAAUCCCAACUUCAGUAUGUCAACAUAAGCUCAGUACCAAUCCAUUGAAGAAACCAGUGGCACAGAAGCGGCGUCUCUUCGGGGGGGAGAGGCUUCAGGCUAUUAAAGAAGAGGUAGAGAAACUCCUACAAGCUGGUUUUGUCCGGAAAGUUGAUUACUGCGAAUGGGUGGCUAACCCAGUUCUGGUGCCAAUGGCUCCAGAAGAUGAAGAGAAAAUUGCGUUCUAUGCUGGCGAUGAAAUUUAUUGUUAUGUCAUGAUGCCGUUUGGCUUGAAGAAUGCAGGUGCUACUUAUCAGAAAAUGGUAACCAUUGUCUUCCACGCUCAGAUCGGCAAGAAUCUGGAAGUAUAUGUCGACGACAUUGUGGUAAAGAGCCUAAGAGCAGAAGACCAUCUCGCUGACCUUGAUGAAACCUUUAACAACCUCAGAAAAAACCGGAUGCGGUUAAACCCAGCCAAGUGUAUCUUCGGAGUGGAGUCUGGAAAGUUUCUAGGUUUCAUGGUGUCCCGAAGAGGGAUUGAGGUCAAUCCAGAGAAGAUCAGAGCAAUUGCCGAGAUGGAACCGCCGAAGUCAAUUAAAGACAUACAGAGGUUGACUGGAAGGGUGGCAGCUCUGCAUCGGUUUAUCUCCAAGUCAACGGAUAAGUCAGUCAUUCCUGUUGAAAUAGGAGUCCCAAGCUUCCGGGUCACCCAUUUCGAUGAAGAACGAAAUGGACAACUGCUUCGGGAAAACCUUGAUCUACUUGCUGAAGUCAGAGAAGAAGCUCGGCUUCAAACUCUUGUAUACAAGCAGAAACUAGCCAACUUCUACAAUAAACGGGUCCGCCCUCGAACAUUCAAAGUAGGAGACCUUGUUCUCAGAAAAGCUGGCUUAACGGGGUUUGAAACUCGUUUUGGCAAACUCGCCCCGAAUUGGGAAGGCCCUUAUGCCGUGGCCGAGGUGCCACAUCCUGGUGCCUAUGUCCUCCAAGACGCUGAAGGAAAGAGAGUUCCUAGAGUCUGGAAUGUCAAUAACUUGAAGAAAUUUUACCCUUAAUGAAAUUCCUUCAAGUGUUCUAGGUCUUACUGUUUUUUACGCUUUUCACUUAGUGUUUGUUGCAAAUCAUUUUACCCCUUAUUCUAUGUAUCUGAGGUCAAUCAGUUCAUUCACUUCUGUUAAUGAAUGUCACUUCACGUU